Molecule: messenger RNA, 465 nt
Organism: Lathyrus sativus (Indian pea)
Lineage: Eukaryota; Viridiplantae; Streptophyta; Magnoliopsida; Fabales; Fabaceae
Source: the annotation of a GenBank genome assembly
AUGAUUCAACCAGUUCUCAAAGAAGAUUGGUGUCCUGUCUAUGCUGUUACAACAGAGGGAAAACCUAUCUACGCAGAUAAAAUAGAUGGCCACUUCAUUUGGGAUGUUGACCCAACAAGAUGUGACCCAGAUUGUGACUGCUGGAUGCACGAUGAUGAUAUUGACAGAGAUAUCAUUCUUCCUAAAACAAAGAAAAAGGGAAGGUGCAAACCCUCGCCACCUCCUCAAAGGAGAUCUGAUCCAGACAAUGGGCCAUGGGUAGGAAUCCAUGGAAAAAAGAAACCCCUCUGUAUCUAUGAGGAAGGACUAAAAAUCCUCAGGAGAGAAGGAUUGUUACCACCUGAUGAUCUGAAUCUUAUUACAUGGUCACCAACAGACCAUUGUAAACCGUUACAUCCCCCAGCUGUUGCUCAGCCAAUUCCUUGCUUUAUGUAUUCAACCACAACUUCAGAGUACAAACGAUAA